UUCAAACAAUGAUCACAGGGAGAGAUGGACGAAGCCUGACCAUCAAUCUCUGCUAUGUGACGUCUCAAAAUUUAAGGGCAAAUCGGUGUAAACAUUUUUCCAAUUUUAACGACGGGGCCACAAUGGAAGCCUCAUGUGUGUCUUGGUUACCAUGGCGUCUCACUAGGGCCCCUGGGUGCACCGUAACACAACACAGGAAACACGCAGCCGUAACACACCUGAACACUACUACUCACACACGAACGUGAACUCUCACUCCCCUGACAUGACACAGUCGUACUGUUAGCCUGACCUACAUUCCCUGUCUGGCCGAAUACGUUAAGUUAAGCAGUGUGCCCAUAGUAUAUAUUUUUUUAUAUUUGCACGGUGAUCACAGAUCUUUAAAGAGCACAUUACCGCCUAACGCAGUAAACCCUAAGCAAGGAAUAACCCGAUAAGGUUAUUCUGUUUCAUUCUUCUCAAUAAAAUCCAGAAACAAAGGGAUUGCAUUAAAGAAAAUAAAAUAACCAUGACUGCUUCCGAGCACAUAGUUACAUUAAACCAAUCUGAACAUUUUCCACGGCUUGUGCCUUACUUUGCUUUUUUUGCUUUUCUUUGCGACUUGAACCGACCGGGAGGUACUGAGGGUGGGGCCUGAAUAAUGGGGAGGUUGGGGGAGGCAUUUUCUUUCAUUAAAAUAGCGAGUCACAACACCAUCCAUCCCCAAUGAUCACGGAAAAGCCCAGAACGUAGAGAGAUGACGUUUAAUGAGGAGGAGAACCAUGGAUGCAUAGAAGGGAUAAGGCUUCCCUCCACUCACGUGUUUAGUGGGGCUUGCUACUGAUAUGGAAAUAGGCAGCAGCACGUAGAGUUGAGGGCGAUGGUCGCAUGGCAGUGCGCCUCCCUCUGGGGGGAGAAAGAGGUGCACUUCAGUAGCCAAAUAUGUUCUGUAGCCGGAGUUUACUAGUUGAAAUUAAUUGUAAUUGAUCGAAUGCGUCAGGGUCGAAACAUUGCACCACCUAGUGGCAAAAAAGAUGUUAGACUAAAUCCUCAAGCACUUAGCAUGUGACUUGGCAUAUACCGUUAUUUCAAUUCACAUGCAGAGCAAAAUACUAAAUAUUUUUUUAGGUGUGCAAUCAUGCAAAUUGAUACUGAAAUGGUUGUUCAAUUUGAAUAAAGGUCAACGACUUAUAUUAUCAUUUACUAUUACCAUUAUCCAUUCAAUGUGCUUUAAUUCAUGUGCAUGCUUUUUCUGUUUUAGUGACAACGAGGUCCAAAUAUCACGCUUUUGCCUGUAUAUUAUUAAAAACAUUAUGUGCUUGAGUUUGAAGUAGCUUGCGGUUCUUUUUUUCAUUCCUCGAUAUUGAUUAAACCUGAGACUAUGAUGGGUUACACGUCUCCACGACGUCCAAAUCUGGAUUUUUGAUGUUGGGUUAUUCGUGGAGGAAUUAUGGCAUGCAUCUACAUCCUAGAAUAUGAGGGUUGGGCUCUGUGACGGAAUAUCGGUCCACCUGAACAUUUGGUUCCUUCGUGCCAAGUGGUUGAUUUGCUUGAUUACAAAUCCUUCACCUUUUGCGGAUCUCAACUGAUUGGCUGCUUCACUUUGUCCCUUCACGUGACGAUGCUUACCGAGUGGACAAACAAUGACUCAAUCAAUCCAUCAGCGUUAUUAUCAUUCUGGAUGUUUUGCCAAACUUGUUUGCCCACGGGACAUCACUUAUAGACGCGCUUAGCUUAUUGGUGAUUCAUUAUGGACGGGGAGAGUGAUUUAAAGGACGGCUGUCCGAGCCUGUUGUGUAAAGAACAUGAGGACUCUUACACCAUGGAUGAUGGAAUGAAGGAAGAGGAGGAUGAUGAAGAAGGGGGUGUGGAGGAGACGGAAGGAGAUAUAGAGGCACUGGAGAAGAAUGAGGGGGAGUCGCCCAUUGAAACAGAAAUGGAGAACGAUGAGGAAAUACUCUCGAACAAGAAGGAACACGACUCAAACGCCCCUGAGCACGACGAGGAACGGAGGUGUUAUCGAGAAACACCACGUCGAAAGCACAGUGAGCAAGCGACGGACGACAUGGAGGGCAGGGCCGGCCCUGACCUGACGCAGCAGGUACCCGAGGUCAUCUCGCUGGAGUGUACGGCCGCGUCAGGCCCGGGGGACGACCACGACCUCUUUGACUCCCCGUUUGGCGGCGUUGGCCACUAUUCCCCCCUGGCCUCUGUCCCUCUCCUCAUGACCGCUACACACCCCCACGACCACACCACCCCCAUGCCUGCACAGCCCCAGGGGGGCCCAAGGCCCCUCAACACCCUUCAAGGCCAAACCCUCCUGAUGCCGGCCCUGAAACCAAAGGAGACGCAGACGUCCCAGGCGGGCUACAACCGCCGCUCCAUACGCCACAGGGGGAGGAGGCGGCUGAUGGUCCUGCCCCCGCUGCCGAGCCUGGACCUGGGGGAGGUGCUGGACCGAGCCCUCCGGCCCCCCACGCCCAAGAAGAAGACCCGCACGCUGUACACCACUGAUCAGUUGGAGCAUUUGGAGUUUCUGUUCCAUGACGACCACUAUCCUGAUGCGGAGAAGAGGAAGGUCAUCGCCGCGUCCGUUGGGGUCACACCACAGAGGAUCAUGGUGUGGUUCCAGAACCGGCGGGCCAAGUGGAGGAAGAUCGAGCGCUCUGUGAAGGGGGAGAAGCAGAGCUGCGUGGGCAGCAGCAGCCUGGCCCUCCAACAGACCCAUCCCUCCCUGUCAGCCAGGGUGGCGCUCCCCAUGACGGGAGCCGGCUCUCUGUCCCUCAACUCUCCCUCCGUGGCUCACUCCCAGCCCUCGGCCGUAGCUGCCUUCCCCGGGCCGUCGGGCCAGGCACUGCCCUCCUACGGCGCGCUGCUGGCCAGCCUCACCAGCCUGAGCCAGCCUGGACCGAUGGACACGGGGCCCAACCGGCCUCCGUCUCUGGGGGGCUCCUCGGAGUACAACCCCCCGCAAUUGCACAGCCCGCCGCCGCUGAGGAGAGCGAGCCUGCCCCUCUACGCCAGCAGCUACACCCCUAACCCCGCCAUGCCUCUGCUCAGCACCCCGGCCCACACCCCUGGCCUCUGCCUGGAGGCCUUGGAGGGCCGCUCCUUCCUGGCCCAGCUGGACGACCCCGGGAGGGAGCCCCCCAUGCUGCACGCCGACACCAGCUCCCUCUUCGACUACAGCGAGGGGCUGGACUACCUGACCUCCGCCAGCCAGCAGAACAUCAACAACCACAACAGCUACUCCUACCGGCCCCAGGCCCCCUACCCCUCCAGCCAGCCCCCCCAGCGCCUCACCUACCUCACGCCCUCCCCCUACCUCACACCCAACCCCCCGGACUCCAACCCCACCUCCUACCUCACCUUCGGCCCCGGAGGCGGCGCCAACGGGGUCGUGACCUACGCUGCUGGAGGCCAAGCCUACUUCCAGCCCCACUCCAACCCCGGGCAGAUCCUGCUGCAGGGGGGCGGCCCCCACGGGGGCCCCCCAGCCUACCAGUCCUACUCCUGGGGGAACAUCCUGGGCCAGCCGGCGGUGGUCCAGCGGGCGCAGGGUCCGUCCUCCUACCCGGGGGGCCUUCAGCCGCCCAGCUCCACCAGCACCCUGCCCUCGUCCUCCUUCUUCAUCAGAGGGAGCCAUGGACCCUCCAACCCCCAGCGCUGUUCCUCCCACUCCCAGACGCACACCUCCCUCACAAGCACCACCACCAACCACAGCAUGGCAGCAGUCCAGCGCGGGCCACAGGUCCCCAGGGGGGCAGCCCUGCCGAUCCAGCUCAGUCCUGCCUCGCCAGGCAGUCCACCACCGCCCUCUUGUGUCAAGAUUGAGUACGAGAGCCCUGACCAGAUCCACAGCCACUUCCACUGUGACUUCUCCCCCAUACACUUCUGAAUCGGCUGCCUCGUAAAUUAAAUUUUGUGACUGUGAAUCGUAUUUAUAUGUUUACUAGGUUCAGAUUAUGGGCCGUGUUUUGUUAUGAUCUCACUCUAUGUUUGUUGUUGUUUGACCUUGACUCAAUCCCUUGGCCUUGAGUUUCAUCUAGUUUGGCUUGAAUACAUUUACAUUACAUUUGAUGGCUUGAAUACAUACCAAUUACAUUGCUGUUUAUUUCUGGAUUAUGCGUGGUUCAUUGAAACGGUGUGAUUUGACUCAGCAAGUAUGUUCCUCAUCAUUCCAGUCCGCCACCAGAGAACACUGUUCCUCCUUCAAUUAGGAAGCCAAUACAUGGAUAGGGGAGCUGUCACGGAGUGCCCCGAUCCUGGGGAAGAAAACAAGGGCAGAGCUUAGUCGAGGACGGCAGUGUCUCAAGACAACAGUGAUGCAGCCCAAAUCUUUAAUCUGUCUGCCGCCAUCUGCUGUAUUCAGAAAGAGGGCGAGAGAGAGAGAUGCUGGAGUGUGAGGAGAAACAUUUCACUGUUCCCCGGAGACCAGUGAACAGUUGGCGGCCGCAUGGAUUCGACUACUAAGAUUACAAAGUACAUCUUUGAAUCACAGCCCACCUGAAGGGCUGGUUUGAAUACUGGGCUCUGGGCUGU
Gadus macrocephalus (Pacific cod) is the source of this 4521-nucleotide messenger RNA. RefSeq lists its product as uncharacterized. The transcript is spliced from 9 exons. Bases 1730 to 3877 code for a protein of 715 amino acids. Gene Ontology annotation, molecular function: RNA polymerase II cis-regulatory region sequence-specific DNA binding; DNA-binding transcription factor activity, RNA polymerase II-specific. The record is from RefSeq and is a predicted model, not a curated record. NCBI's taxonomy places the organism in Eukaryota, Metazoa, Chordata, Actinopteri, Gadiformes, Gadidae. Gene Ontology annotation, biological process: regulation of transcription by RNA polymerase II.